Messenger RNA from Castor canadensis (American beaver), 1557 nucleotides. The record is from RefSeq and is a predicted model, not a curated record. NCBI's taxonomy places the organism in Eukaryota, Metazoa, Chordata, Mammalia, Rodentia, Castoridae.
CUAAUUAUUUUCUUGACAUGUCUUUUAGCUUGAUAACUAUGGACAACAAGAACUUGGGGAUCUUUUUGUGAACUAUAAUGUAAAAUCUCCCACUACUGGAAAUGAUCUGUCCCCUCCAGUACCUUUUAACUUAAUGUUCAAGACCUUCAUUGGGCCUGGAGGAAGCAUGCCUGGGUAUUUGAGACCAGAAACUGCACAGGGGAUUUUCUUGAAUUUCAAACGACUUUUAGAAUUCAACCAAGGAAAGUUGCCUUUUGCUGCUGCCCAGAUUGGAAAUUCUUUUAGAAAUGAGAUCUCCCCUCGGUCUGGACUGAUCCGAGUCAGAGAAUUCACGAUGGCAGAAAUUGAGCACUUUGUAGAUCCCAGUGAGAAAGAACAUCCCAAGUUCCAGAAUGUAGCAGACCUCUGCCUGAAUUUGUAUUCAGCAAAAGCCCAGGUCAGCGGACAGUCUGCUCAGAAAAUGCGCCUUGGGGAUGCUGUUGAACAGGGUGUGAUCAACAACUCAGUAUUAGGCUAUUUUAUUGGCCGCAUCUACCUCUACCUCACAAAGGUUGGGAUAUCUCCAGAUAAACUCCGCUUCCGGCAACACAUGGAGAAUGAGAUGGCCCAUUAUGCUUGUGAUUGUUGGGAUGCUGAGUCCAAAACCUCUUAUGGCUGGAUUGAGAUUGUUGGAUGUGCUGAUCGUUCCUGUUUUGACCUCUCCUGUCAUGCACAAGCCACUAAAGUCCCACUUGUGGCUGAGAAACCUCUGAAAGAACCCAAAACAGUUAAUGUUGUUCAGUUUGAACCCAAUAAGGGAGCAGUUGGGAAGGCAUAUAAGAAGGAUGCAAAGCUGGUAAUGGAGUACCUCGCCACUUGUGAUGACUGUUACAUUACAGAAAUGGAGAUGUUGCUGAGUGAGAAAGGGGAAUUCACUAUUGAAACUGAAGGGAAAACUUUUCAGUUAACAAAAGACAUGGUCAAUGUGAAGAGAUUCCAGAAAACACUACAUGUGGAAGAAGUUGUCCCAAGUGUAAUUGAACCCUCCUUUGGCCUGGGCAGAAUUAUGUAUACCAUACUUGAACAUACAUUCCAUAUCCGAGAGGGAGAUGAACAGAGAACGUUCUUCAGUUUCCCUGCUGUGGUCGCUCCAUUCAAGUGUUCCGUCCUUCCACUGAGCCAAAACCAAGAGUUCAUGCCAUUUGUCAAGGAAUUGUCGGAGGCUCUGACCAGAAAUGGUGUGUCUCACAAAGUAGAUGAUUCCUCUGGGUCCAUUGGAAGGCGCUAUGCCAGGACUGAUGAGAUUGGCGUGGCAUUUGGCAUCACCAUCGACUUUGAUACAGUGAACAAAACCCCUCACACUGCGACUCUGAGAGACCGAGACUCCAUGCGGCAGAUAAGAGCAGAGGUCUCUGAACUACCCAGUGUGGUCCGCGAUCUGGCCAAUGGCAGCAUCACGUGGGCAGAUGUGGAGGCCAGGUAUCCUCUGUUUGAAGGUCAAGAGACUGGCAAAAAAGAAACAACCGAGGAAUAAGAACACUUUGGCAACUCUUGACCACCUGUGCUAAUAAAAAAAAA